GCAAAUAAAAGAAUUUCCCUUAAUAAAUAUUUAAAUAUGAAACGUUCAGGAAAUUCACAAAGUUCAUUGAUAUUCUUCAAAUUAUUGAAAGCUGGGAAACUUGCAUAUAAUGGACUCAUUUACAAUUUAGGAUUGAUGAAUUUGGCCAUGACUUUAUGCCCUUCGGAAGAUAGAGUGAUGGUGCAUAAUUAG
Entrophospora candida is the source of this 192-nucleotide messenger RNA. NCBI's taxonomy places the organism in Eukaryota, Fungi, Glomeromycota, Glomeromycetes, Entrophosporales, Entrophosporaceae. The record is from the annotation of a GenBank genome assembly.